This is a messenger RNA of Acipenser ruthenus (sterlet), 421 nucleotides long. RefSeq names its product dynein assembly factor with WDR repeat domains 1-like. The record is from RefSeq and is a predicted model, not a curated record. Bases 9 to 386 code for a protein of 125 amino acids. The transcript has 3 exons. Lineage: Eukaryota; Metazoa; Chordata; Actinopteri; Acipenseriformes; Acipenseridae. Gene Ontology annotation, molecular function: protein binding.
UAAUAAGAAUGCAUAGAUCAUAUUCAUCAGGUAAAAAUUCCACAAUUUAUAACCCUUGUGCAUUAUAUGAACUUAGGUUUUUUUUUUUGUUUGUUUGUUUUUUAAUAAAAGGAACUGCAAGAGUUUAUAGUGCCUCGUCACAGAAAUGCAUAGCUAAGCUUGAGGGACACGAGAAUGACAUUUCCAAGCUUUGCUUUAACCCACAGGGUAGUCAUAUUUUAACUGGAAGUGCUGAUAAAACCGCCAGAAUGUGGGAUCCGCAUACAGGCCAGUGCCUCCAGAUAUUGGAGGGGCAUACAGAUGAGAUAUUUUCAUGUGCUUUCAACUAUGAAGGCAAUACCAUUAUUACAGGCAGUAAAGAUAACACCUGCAGAAUAUGGCGCUGAGAUAGGAAUGUAAUGGAGGAAAAGAUAAUAGCAUG